Messenger RNA from Oryza sativa Japonica Group (Japanese rice), 2259 nucleotides. RefSeq names its product intermediate cleaving peptidase 55, mitochondrial. Gene Ontology annotation, molecular function: metalloaminopeptidase activity; manganese ion binding. Gene Ontology annotation, biological process: proteolysis. Lineage: Eukaryota; Viridiplantae; Streptophyta; Magnoliopsida; Poales; Poaceae. The record is from RefSeq and is a predicted model, not a curated record. Gene Ontology annotation, cellular component: mitochondrion.
AAAAAAAACCAGCAUAGCAAAGCAAGGGUUUAGGGCGGCGGCGGCGGAUUCCGCGGCGGCCAUGGCGACGGCGGUGCGGCUCCUGCGAAGGAGCCUGCGAGGGGGCGAGGGUUUUGGAGUGGCGCCUCCUUUACGCGACGAUUUAUUUUUUGUGCGAGCUUUUCUUGACUAUUUAUGCGUGUGUUUGUGUGUGUUUUGUGCGAGCUUUUCUUGACUCAGUGCGGUUGAUGCUUUUUUUUUUUUUAAAAAAAGAAAAACUUUGGCGCGAGCUUCUCUUGACCCUGUGCGGGUGGUUGAGGAAGCAUCAGCUUAAAGAUGCAGUCUCGGAGCUCAGUUCGUUCGAUUUCAUCCUUGAUCUUCUUUUCUUCGCUAUGGCCUUCUGUCCGAAUUGGAUUGGGAGUAGCUCACCUAGUGCUGGAGUCUGGGCAGCACCUCGGUUCUUAUCCGCUUCUCAAAAUUUGGUACGACUAGUUGCAAACAACACCAGAUCAGUUGAUGUUGGCCAACCAACACCCCGAUCUCAUCCUGAGUUAUUAGCUGAAGGAGAGAUUACACCAGGUAUCACUAGCGAUGAGUACAUCUUCAGAAGAAAAAAGCUUUUGGAGGUUCUGCCAGAGAAGAGCUUGGCCAUUAUUGCGUCCGCAGAGCAGCAGAUGAUGACUGAUGUAGUGCCAUACUCAUUCAGACAGAAUGGUGAUUACCUGUAUAUUACAGGUUGUGCACAACCUGGUGGUGUGGCAGUUUUAAGUGAGGAAACUGGUCUGUGUAUGUUCAUGCCAGAUACAAGUAAGGAGGAUGUGGUCUGGCAAGGUCAGACAGCUGGAGUUGAGGCAGCUGAGAAUUUCUUCAAAGCGGACAAAGCAUUUCCACUUAGUGAGAUGCAAAAGAUCCUUCCUGAAAUGAUUGAGCGGUCAAAAGUGGUAUAUCACAAUGUAAAGACACUUUCGCCAUCUUAUAAGAACUUGGAUUCCUUUCGUAGGGCAUCACUCAAUAAUAAAGUAAAAGAUAUUGCAUACUACACUGAUGAACUGCGGUGGAUCAAGUCAAAAUCAGAAAUUGGGUUGAUGCGAGAAUCAGCAUCUAUUGUUUCUCAGUCUCUUUUACAAACGAUGUUGCUAUCUAGGACCCAUAGGGAGGAAAGCCAACUGGCAGCUAAGAUCGAGUAUGAGUGCAAAAUGAGGGGUGCCCAAAGAAUGGCGUUCCAUCCUGUAGUUGGUGGUGGAGCAAAUGGCAGUGUAAUACACUACUCAAGAAAUGACGGAAGGGUCAAAGCAGGUGAACUACUGCUCAUGGAUGUUGGCUGUGAGUAUCAUGGCUACCUUAGCGACCUGACUCGAACAUGGCCACCCUGUGGCAGGUUUUCACCUGCUCAGGAAGAACUAUACAGCCUGAUACUGGAGACAAAUAAGGAAUGCAUAAAGCUUUGUAAACCAGGCGCAAGCAUUAACGAGAUACAUAAUCAUUCGGUCAAGAUGUUGAUAAAGGGUUUCCAAGAACUUGGAAUUUUAGAGAAGGGGAAAUCCAUCCAAUACAAUUAUUUGAAUCCAACAGCAAUAGGUCACUCGUUAGGAAUGGAUAUUCAUGAUUCCGUCAAGCUUAGCAAGGACAAACCCUUGGAGCCAGGAGUUAUAAUAACGAUCGAGCCCGGGGUUUACAUCCCACCGGUGCCAAUACUGAAAGAGAACGCCCCAGAUAGGUACCGGGGCAUCGGAAUUAGGAUCGAGGACGAGGUCCUCAUCACCGAGUCUGGUCACGAGGUCCUGACGGCGUCGGUGCCGAAGGAGAUCUCUCACAUAACCACCCUUAUGAACAUGGGUAGUAACUCCAUGAUGGAUGCCCAUGAGCUGAGGGCUGCCUGCAGUUGAGAAGUUCAGACAAUGCUGUCCUGAUGCAUCAUCCCUCUUCCCUCCAGCGAUCUUCGCAUCCAAAUUCCAAUUGACAUUCAUUCUUCGUUAAAGCUGAGAGAUGAAUCGGGAUUAUGAAGGCUCAAGUGGGGUUAUGGUUUUUGAGAAACCCGAACCACCCUGAUCGUCUCAGGGCUGUACGGGUUUUUCGCUGGUUUUCACGAGAAAAACCAGCUGUUUUCAGUGUUUGCAAUUUUUUUUAGCUUUGUUAAGGACUGAAAUUUGUAACAUACUACCUCAGAUUAUGUACAAAUUCAGAUGGUGACAGAAACAAAAGCACGAAAUUAGGGUCACAAGAAGCCCCUGAAAGAACAUGUGAAAAUUCAGACGACAGUAAUCAAAGUUUCUGAAAUCA